This is a messenger RNA of Conger conger (European conger), 1708 nucleotides long. It is a transcript of the gene mboat2b, whose product is annotated as membrane bound O-acyltransferase domain containing 2b. Lineage: Eukaryota; Metazoa; Chordata; Actinopteri; Anguilliformes; Congridae. The record is from RefSeq and is a predicted model, not a curated record. Gene Ontology annotation, cellular component: membrane. The transcript is spliced from 13 exons. Gene Ontology annotation, biological process: lipid modification. Gene Ontology annotation, molecular function: acyltransferase activity. The coding region runs from base 184 to 1701 and encodes 505 amino acids.
CUACUCCUGAUUCGUGUGUCUCUCGGCGGUGCUGUAGCACUGCUCAUAGACGAUAAGAGGUACAGUGUAGCAGUAGCGGGCUGCAGCAACACCAGCAGUUAUAGUUGCAGCUGCAGAGAACGGCUCGGGGUUUCACCGUCUAAGGGUGAGAGGAGCAAGAAUUUAAUUAGCACUGACUGAAUCAUGGCUACUGAAACAAUAUCCUCGUGCACAGGCUCCAGUUUACUGCAGCCGAUCAGCGAAAUCGUCAAUCUCCCAUUGGAUCAGGUGAACUUCGUGGUCUGCCAGCUGUUUGCACUGCUCACGGCGUUCUGGUUCCGCCUGUACCUCCACCCGAGUAAAACCAGCCCCUUCGUCCGACACAUGGUGGCCACGCUGCUGGGGUUCCACUUUGCGCUGUUUUGUUUCGGCUGGUAUGCCUUGCACUUCCUGGUUCAGAGUGGAAUCACCUACAGCAUCAUGAUUCUAGCAGGAGUGGAGCACAUGCACAAGUACUGUUUUGUGGUGGCUCUGGGGUACCUCAGUUUUUGCCAGAUCACACGGGUCUAUGUCUUCGACUACGGGAUGUACUCUGCAGACUUCACUGGGCCCAUGAUGGUAAUCACUCAGAAGAUCACCAGCCUAGCAUUUGAAAUCCACGACGGAAUGGCUCGUAAGGAUGAGCAGCUCACUGCCAGUCAGAGAUAUCUAGCUGUAAGGAGGAUGCCUAGUUUGCUGGAGUAUUUGAGCUACAACUGUAACUUCAUGGGAAUCCUGGCAGGGCCCACGUGCUCGUACAAGGACUACAUCACCUUCAUUGAAGGCACGGCCUACUGCCAGAAGCACCUGGAGGCCAACGGGAAGGUUAACGGGAAGCUCAAGCAGAGCGAUCCCUCGCCCAGGGUGGAUGUCAUCCACAAGCUGUUUGCCUGUGCCAUGUCGCUCCUCGUCUUCCUGUCCGUCUGCAAAGUGUUCCCCGUAGAGCGCAACAUCGACGACCACUUCAUAGCCACCACGCCGUUCUACGGUCAGGUGGUGUACCUGUACCUGUCUAUGCUGACCACACGACCCAAGUACUACUUUGUGUGGACCCUAGCUGAUGCCAUCAACAAUGCAGCGGGAUUCGGCUUCAAUGGCUACGGUGCAGACGGCUUGCCCCGGUGGGAUCUGAUAUCAAACCUGAGGAUUCUGGAUAUAGAGUUCGCUACGAGCUUUAAGAUGUUCCUUGAUAAUUGGAAUAUUCAAACAGCACUUUGGCUCAAACGAGUGUGCUAUGAACGCUGUCCCUACAACCCCACGGCUGCCACGUUUCUGCUGUCAGCCAUGUGGCACGGUGCUUACCCCGGGUACUACCUCACCUUCCUCACCGGCAUCCUGAUGACUUUGGCAGCGCGGGCGAUAAGACACAACGUGAGGCCAUAUUUCCUGGGUUCAGCGACACACAAGCAGCUCUAUGACAUCAUCACGUGGGCGGGGACUCAGAUCGCCAUAUGCUACACAGUGGUGCCGUUUGUGCUACUGUCAGUGGGUCCGUCAGUGAAGUUCUACAGGUCAUGGUACUUCUGCAUCCACAUCGGCUGUGUGCUGCUGGUGGCGGCCCUGCCAGUGAAAUCCAGAUACCUGCGGGCCCAGCAGCACCAGAACAGCCUGCCUCAAGCCCUGGCCCGAGACGGCCACCCCGUCACAGACCGCAACAGCAACCAGAGAGGGAAGGCCACAUGAGGGAUGG